CACGUGAUCCUACAUUUUGCAGUCAUCGGGAGAACAAAUCCUUCAAGCAAACUGCACCUACUAUCAAGAAGAAGAAGAUCCUAGAUUUGGGCAUGGUAGAUGAUACAGAAAGCAGUACAAUGUCUGUCACAAAUCCUUUUACUGCGGCAGCAUUAAGACCACAAGUCAGUAGAAUAAAUAUGCCUGGAAGAUCGACCCCAGCCAGCAUACUAGCAGAUUCGUUCUUGGCUCCUGAAAACUAUCUUUACUUACCAGAUGUACCAAGAAUAACUCCGGACAAUAAUGAUGAAGGUCUCCAGACACUAGCAAUUUUAGCUAAAGAGAACCUCCAUCGUGAAUAUUUUAAAAUAAACUCGGCUCUCCAGAAAAAAUGUGAAUAUAUGAAGCGAAGUUUAAAUAUUGAGGACCUAAAUUAUCUGAAGCCUUCAAACAAGAAAGGAAAAGGAGAAAAUUACUGCAGGAUUAUUGAAAUCAAUCAAACACAACGUUCAAACUUAUCAGAAGCCCUUCUGCCUGCUUCUCUUUCACCUCCACACAUUCAAAGUUCUGACUUCUCAACUAGUGUACCAACAUAUACUCAAACAUAUUUACCAGCUGCAGAACAAACACCAAAAUCAUUGAAUUCUGUACUUGCUGCAGAACUGGAGGAAAUUUAUGAAUCUCAAGCAAGCAUUUCUGAUUGGCAAAAAAGAAGAAAAAAUAGUGAGAUUAAAUGGGGAGAACGUAGGUCAAUGUUGUUUAGCUGGACAUUGUCAAAGUUGGGUGUUCCAGAUAAAGGCAAAUGUUGUGUACAAUGUAGAAGUUGUGAGGCAAGCAUAAAAUGUGAAGACUGCUUUCAUUUUUUGUGUCAUAAAUGUGAUCAGCAGCAGCAUUUUGUAAUGCCUUUCCACCAGCGAUUCUGCUGGAAAAAUGGGUUCUUCGAGCCUUUAGACCCAACACAAACUGUGUGUUCAGAUGGGAAUGUCAUUCACUGGAAGCCUGUUGUACCAGCACAUCCACCUAAUUCCUGCCCAAACUGCAGUGAGAGCAAGUUCACAACUUUAAGCUCCAAUAAUUUGUGCAUCUUUGUAACUUUAAGUGGAAGGUAUGAUCUGUAUACCCCAAUAUUUAGGUGCAAGUGCGGAUAUGUAGAUGAAGAACUUGGGAAAGCCAUGCACCAGUCUGGUUUUUAUUCAACUGGAAGAAAUAGUAGCACUUUCUACAGCAUAAAUCUAUUGGAUUCCUGGCAUUUUCUCAAGAGAAGCAGCCCUGGAACUUCUCUUCAGGCAUUAGUUAGUGCACUGGAAUUAUUUGGUGCUUCUCGAGGGCGUCAUGGUCCCAUCAAUUUUGAAACAACAAAAAGAGUCUUCUUUGAAUGGCGUUUCCAUCAGUAUGAACUUGGGAGAAUAAAAGGAGAAUUUGACAAGGGGUGCCCUGCAUGUGAUACAACACCUGUGGCUGUACAUAUUGAUGGCAACAAGAAACUGUAUCGUUACAACAAAGUUGGGAGAGGGAUCAGAAACUCAUAUUAUUCUGGUGGUAUCUUCGCUUGUGACAAAGAAGUUCAAUAUCACGUUUCCACUAUUCAGAACCUUAAAACUCAAGUUUUGUAUGGAGGGCGGUGGCAAGAAGGAAGUGGCCUGACAUCUGGGGAGGAGGCAGAGCAAGUAUUUUCCUACCUUUCAAGAUAUAACAACAACACUAAGAACAUGCUUAAAGCUGAGCGUACAGAAGAACUGACAGAGGGGGCACUCUUUUGGAAUCACAGAAAAAUUAAUGGAAUGCCUCGGGCAUUAGUUGCCAGAUUCAGAAAGGUUUUGUAUGGAGGGCGGUGGCAAGAAGGAAGUGGCCUGACAUCUGGGGAGGAGGCAGAGCAAGUAUUUUCCUACCUUUCAAGAUAUAACAACAACACUAAGAACAUGCUUAAAGCUGAGCGUACAGAAGAACUGACAGAGGGGGCACUCUUUUGGAAUCACAGAAAAAUUAAUGGAAUGCAUCGGGCAUUAGUUGCCAGAUUCAGAAAGGCCACAGAGACAGCUGCAGCAGUUUCAAAUGAGAUUCACAGGCUUAAUGUCCCAGAAUCUGUUAUUGAGAAAUGGAGAUCAGAAUUACUGAUCAUUGCAAGAUCCUUAAAUAACAGAUCCUCUGCCAAUAACAUUGAGCAUACAAUCGAGGCAUAUGGAGAGAAUAUAAGGCAUCGCAAAAAUCAGAUUACCACUUAUGCAGUGUCCCUGACUGAAAAAAGAAGUGCAGUGGAAAAGUUUGAGCUCCAGAAGAGAUGUAGAGAGGAGGAAUCACUAACCAUUCAAGAAAUGAUAACAUGGUUACAGUACUACAAAAAGAAAAGGGACAAACUAUCAGAGUAUAUUCAAGAAUUACAAUGUGAUUCUUUCCCUUCAUGUCUCUGCAAGGAUUCUAACACGUACACCAUUGAAAACCCAAUUCUGUCAGAAGAAGAGAAACAUGGAUUAUUGGCUCUUCUCAAGCAGGGUCAAAAGCAAUGUGCUGACAAGCUUACUGAAGCCAAACAUUUAUUUAGUUCCUACCAGCCAAAUGAGGUCUAUGAGCCUUUCUUGGAGCUCUUAGAAAGUGAUGAAGAUGAAGACAUGUAUUUACAAAAUGAAUAGAUACAAAUGAACAAAUCCACAAGGGCCAUGAUGAGGGUUCGAACCUAUGUCCGAGAGGAUCCCACACGAGCCUUAAUGGACUGUGUUACGACAUGGCAAAAGAAUUCCAACCGGGAGUUCAACUGACCUCAAUCGUAGAUUUAAGGCAUCACGCUAUUGUGAUUUCUGUGUUUAACAAAUAGAUACAAGAUAGGCUCUUAAAUUUUUAAAUUUUUACUUACUUACUUUUGUCCUGUUGCUUGGUUACAUGAAUUGACCACACAAAUUAUGUUGCUUAGUUACAGAGAUUCUUAUAACUACAUGAAUUUUGUUGUUCUUUUAUAAGCCCAUUAUGUGCCUCUAAAAAUUUCCACUGCCACUCACAGGAUGGGUAUGUUGUGCAUAAUAAAUAAACUAAACUAAUAUUUUAUAUGCAUAUACUUUUGUCAUUUAAUACAAUAAAACUGGGUUAUAUUAAAAUAUUUUCCUCA
Procambarus clarkii (red swamp crayfish) is the source of this 3076-nucleotide messenger RNA. NCBI's taxonomy places the organism in Eukaryota, Metazoa, Arthropoda, Malacostraca, Decapoda, Cambaridae. The record is from RefSeq and is a predicted model, not a curated record.